UUGUAUGAAUGGAAUUGUAUCGAUCUCGUUGCUCUCGUUGAAAAGCUCUACUGCAGGUCCAGCGUAGCGAUUCGUGUGAGCAACAAAUAAACUCACCUAAGUGCCCGCUGUUUGCAGUGCGGCUCUAUGUUAUCAUAAAUCGCCGUAUACUAUUACCGUUCUGACUCAUCAUUAACUCAACUUUGUUCAGUGGGAAUGGUCUCACUUCACACAAGCUUAACAUUAACCUUCUAAACUGGACCAACAGCUCUGCACAGCAAUUGUUUCUUCGGAACUUGAACGCCACUACGGCAUGAGAGAGCUAUGGCAGCCACACCACGGGCAUUUUUUUGCCUGUGGCAAGACGACACAAUUCGAGAGCAACUCUUCGAACUACUUCACAACGAGGACAUUUGCAAUGUACGACUCGCAUCUUCAGCGUGCUGCAACCUCGUUACGAAGCGCCUCUUCCUACGAACCCACCUGACCUUCACGGCCAACACCUUCACAAAACAAUCCAGAGUACAAGCCUUGUCACGUAUAGGACACCACAUUGAACAUUUGACUUUCUUCUUCCCGCACUCCGAUGCGACCUUUUUACCACCGCUCAUUCACCCCGAGACAGGGCGUGAGAUAAGCUUUUUAUAUACCCCUCACACUUCAAUGGCUUCGGUCCUGGCAAGGCCAAAGUUUGCCAAUACUGAACUGGGCGAUAUCCUGACCCAACAAUACCCGCCACUAUUUCAUGCGGCUUCGAACGUACCGUCGUUCAUCAACGCUAUGAAGCAUUUGCCAAAUAUGAGGCACAUGACCAUCAAAACCCCCGGACAAACCCCCAAGGAGAGAUACAGACGCGACAUAGUCGAUUAUGCUUUGAUUAGUCUUCGCAUUUCGCUAGAGAGGGCACCACUGAAAAAGCUCAUGAAGCUGUCCCUAUCAUCUAUACAUCCCUCUGCUUUCGCAUAUCUACGCCAUGUUCCUGGAUUUGGUUGCACACCCUCGGCAGGGCGUCGCUGGAAGCAAAUUCGCAAACUGCACAUAUCAGUGGAGUCCUGGGACUUCUAUGGCCCAUCUCCUGGUCUUGACCACCUGAAGGUGAUCGAUGACUAUAUCAGAAACUUCUCUGAGUGUUUGGAGAAGUUCACGUUCGCAUGGCUUGGUCGUAAGGGUCCCUGCCCCGUAUCAUUGGCAUCAGAUCCGCUGUUUGCACCGCCUCGCAAUACACAAAAGUUGUUCAAUGAGGUCACCUCCCCGAUGUCGCCGCUUCCUCCGACACCUGGCAGGAAGCCUAUCAGGUUCCGGAAGUUGAAGACUCUAUCAAUACGCAAUGCGACAAUGAACGCGCCACAAGUAGCUGAACUUGUCGCAGACCACCAGCACAGCGUGCGUGAGUUCGACUUUGAGAACGUCGUUCUCAUCAACGACGGCAGCUGGGACGAGGCCCUGUCUCCAUUGAUGGACGAUACGUCUCGUGGUGACCACUGGUCACGGCACUCAAUUGGUUCAACUGUUGGGUCAAUUGCGGAAACUACGAGCAUCCUUUCAGCGCCAGCUUCAAUUUAUGAAGAAGUUUCUUCUCCUUCAGCGGCUGUGGCGGCUCUCUCAGAAGAGUUGCUUUCGAUCGAUCUAGAAGAUCCCUUUGAGGGACCUGCAGAACCUAAGCAGGAGUAUCUCGAUGAUUACGACCUUCCGUCAGAUCUCGAGUCAGCGCGUCAAGCUAGCUUAUAUUCUGGCAAAGAGAAGACGAGGCGUCUUACCAAGCGUCGCCGCAGGAGGAGGCAUGAUCAUGAUUACCAGGAGGAAAAGAAUGUGCGGCGUCCAGAAACUCCACAGACACCUACUCCACGACCGCGCCACCACCGGUAUAUGUCCGAAGACAUCAUCAGUAAACAUUCUGAUAUGGAGUCCCGACCACAUUACCGCCGCCACAUGUCAGAGGAUACUAUCAGUCAACGAUCUGACACGGAGCGCCGACCACGUUACCGCCGCCAGAUGUCCGAGGAAACCAUCAGCCAGCGGUCUUACUUGGAGCCCCAGUCUCCUCCAGUUGAGCCUCCUCAACCUAUUCAUUACCGCUCUCGCUCAUUGCUAUAUGGCGAAAUGAACAGCAUUCGUUCGGCUGCAUCCAGCCAGCAACUCUUCGGCGAGGUGGAUAGCAUUCACUCCCCAUCCAGUCAGCGACUGCACUCCCCCUCUAGUCAACGGCUGCAUUCGUCUUCUAGCCAGCGACUGUUUGGUGAGAUAGACAGCGUGCACUCUGCUUCCAGCCAACGAUUGUGCAGUGAGAUAGAUAGUAUUCACUCUGGGUCAACCCACCGACUGUUUGGAGAAAUCGAGCCUGAGCCAGGCUUCAGUCACUCCCCUACUUCUGAAGCGGACUCGAUGGAUGAGUAUUUCCGACCGAUUACUCCCAUUCUUGAGUCAGAGCUGGAGAUUUCCGCCCCCAUCCUCAACACCCAGCCAUCCAUGCCAACCCUCCUUCAGGCAACGGUCUAUGACCCUACCGGCGGGUACUGCAACGAGAUCAGUGCAGUACAACGCGACCUUGAAGCAGAGGAAGCCCAGAGGGUCCUGGCAGAGAACCCGGACCUGCGCAAGUCCGCAUUAAGAAAGGGCAAAGAAGCCGUGUUGAACAGGCUACGCCAGCAGUUCGCUAGCAAGAAACAGACGAAGAAGGACUUGACUAUAUCACCAGAUGCCAUGGCAGCUAUGGGCGUCCGCUUCCAAGAACGCCUCUUUGGGAACAGCGGGUCGCCGGUUGCGGCAAAUUUCGACCACCGCCAAAGCAUGGAUGUACCUAUUUUAUUGAGUCCGUAAAUGAAAAAUAACGAAUUAUGAAUGAUGCAAAUCAACCGAACAUGGCCCAGUGAUAAUGUACUUUUGUAAGUGACUAUUUCGCGCCCGCACGCUUGUAGUAGCCCCGUGUCUCUUCGCUCAAAAGAAUGCGGUCUG
Molecule: messenger RNA, 2931 nt
Organism: Truncatella angustata
Lineage: Eukaryota; Fungi; Ascomycota; Sordariomycetes; Amphisphaeriales; Sporocadaceae
Exons: 1
Coding region: 304-2796 (830 amino acids)
Source: RefSeq, a predicted model, not a curated record